Molecule: messenger RNA, 980 nt
Organism: Hyalella azteca
Lineage: Eukaryota; Metazoa; Arthropoda; Malacostraca; Amphipoda; Hyalellidae
Product: delta-like protein C
Exons: 5
Coding region: 1-966 (321 amino acids)
Molecular function (GO): calcium ion binding
Source: RefSeq, a predicted model, not a curated record
AUGCGUUGCUCGAAGAACUUAUGUGACGUCGGCACGUCGCUGACGCUGGACGGCGCGCAGUGCAGAGACGUCGACGAGUGCGUCUGGCGGCCCUGCCUGCACUCCGGCACCUGCUAUAAUAAACCUGCUGGCUACGUGUGCGCGUGUGCCGCGGGCUACGCGGGUGCCAACUGCGAGCACCGCCUGCCGCGGGGGGCGGCGGGGGGGCGGGGGGCGGUAGUGGUGCUGCUGGCUGCCGGCGCUGUGCUCACGGCUGUGCUCACCGUGCUGAUGAUGGCGUUGGUGGUGUGGUAUGUCCGGCGCAGGAGACAAGGCAGGGGAACAAGCGCUGGUGACAACACCACGCAAAGAUCUUCAUCAUCUUUUGAAACUCUUCAGCUUCACUCACCCUCCAUGAAAUCGUCGGCAGAUUUGCUGUACAAGAUGGAGAACCCGUCGCAGAGAUCCGUCUCUGUGAUAAACUUGAGCUCUGCGGUGGCUGAAAGCAACACUAAGGUCGAUGACAUCUCAGCUCACGGAUGUCAUCAACAGAUUCUGACAUCGAAGGCCAUCAAUUUACCAGAGCGAGAUCACUGUAACAAAUUGGAUGUUCAAGAUGACUCUUGCAAAGCUCAUCUGCAGUUCGCGCCCUUUCAAACCCAGGCCUGUAAUCAACAUGACUUGCAAUCUUCAGGCGACUAUUGCCACGAAAGUCAAAAAUUCGAAAAAUCUGGAUUUUGUCCUUCGUCGCCAUGCAGGGAGUUCUGCAGAGUGCAAAGUCAAGUGUCGGGGCCAAAUUUCCUGCUAACUCGAGGAUCUGCAAUGCAGUCCCCGCUUGAUUGUGCGGAUGAGAGAAAUUUGCUGCCAUGUACAUGUGGUUUGCAAGACUUCAGUCCACAGCGGCGCUCCGGCAUUGCAGGAGUGGACGUGGUGCCGACUCCUUCAGCUGAGAUGUUUGCGGCCUCGCGGGUCAAUUCUGGCUCCUGAAAAUUUCAGACGUC